ACUCCUAAUAACUCCCAUGACUGAUAACAGCUGUGCGAGAUAAAAAAAAGAAAAAGAUUUUAAAGCCGGAAGAGGAAAUACUUCAUGAGAGAAACUGUCGACGCAUAAGAAGCAACAGUUUGUGCUGACUUUUGUAUCUUUGCUGUAUUUUAACCUUAACGAAACGCAGCUUCCCAUCAGGUGUUUGUCGCUCCACUCUUUCGUUUCACAGGCGGAUAUUUGGGCGUUUGCGCCACCUUGUGAGCGAACUGCUCACUCAGCAGAGCCAACGUACAUCUGUCGCAAGAUGGUGUCAAUAGUUCGCACUCUUCGACACCACACAGACGAGGUCAGCUGCUGUGCUUUCUCUCCAUCCCUCCUCGCGACCUGCUCCGGUGAUAAAACUCUCCGUGUUUAUAACACAGCAGACUUCUCGGAGCUUCCUUUUUCUCCUCUCUCGGGCCACGGCUACGGGGUUCACUGCUGCUGCUUCAGCUCAUGUGGCAGCUACCUGCUCAGCUGCUCCACAGACGGAUCCACCAUCGUGUGGGGCUCACAGACAGGUGAGGUGGCCGCGGUGCUGCAGCACCCGGCCCGCAGUCCGCUCCGAGUUUGCGCGGUGGCACCAGACUCCUCCCAGCUGCUGGCAGGGGCCUGCGAUGGCACCGUGGCCCUCUGGGACUUCCGCUCCAGGACAUUACGCAGAUACAGUGCAGUGAGCGAGGCCAGUGUUGUGGCCUGCUGCUUCUCUCCCUGUGGCCAGAUGUUUGUAACCGGAUGCACCCACGGAGACCUCAAACUGUGGGAUACGGACAUCAACCUCCUGCAUGCUGAGAAGGACGCCCACGACCUGGGAGUCACCUGCUGCAGCUUUGCACCGCAGUUUAAAGUUGAGGGCUGCUGUGUGGAGUUUCGACUGGCCUCCUGUGGACAGGACAGCCAGCUGAAAAUAUGGAUUGUUUCCCAGCGUGAAGGUGAAGGCUGUGUCAUGAAGCUGGUUCACACUCUUACCAGCCAGUCAGCUCCAGUUUUGUCUUGCUCUUUCUCUUCUGAUGGAGAGCUGGUCGUCUCGGGUUCGGUGGAUAAAAGUGUUGCAAUAUAUGAUGCGAACCUGGGAACCCUGCUUCAUAAUUUGAAACAGCAUGACAGGUAUGUGACUGCUGUUGCUCUGUCUCCCACCAUGCCGUGGAUUGCAACCGGAUCCAUGGACAGAACCGUAAAGGUGUGGAGAAUAGGAGAUGGAGUCAGCAGAGCUGCAGCUGAAUCAAGACAGACAGUGUGCCAAGGAAGGAAGUUGCCCGGUCACUCCAGGCUGCUGGUUGCUGAUUGGUCAGAGGAGGAUGUGCAGACUUGGCUGUGUGAGGAAGGACUGCAGGAGCUCGUCAGCAUCUUUAAAGCCAACGACGUCGACGGAGCAGAGCUCAGCCAGCUGAACAAGGAAACAGCAGCAGAGCUGGGAAUUGAGUCUGUGGGCCUCCGAGGUCGUCUCCUGAGGAAAAUCGAGGCCUUGAAGGCAGAGCAGAGCGGUUCUGAUGCCCCAGAUGAGUUUCUGUGUCCAAUCACCAGAGAGCUGAUGAAGGAUCCAGUCAUUGCUGCAGACGGGUAUUCCUACGAACGAGAAUCCAUGGAGAGCUGGAUAAGGGGCAAAAACAAAACAAGCCCCAUGACGAACCUGCUCCUACAGACCACGCUCCUCACCCCUAAUAGAUCUCUGAAGAUGGCGAUAACACGAUGGAAGUCGAGCCAGUAGACAGCAGCUCAUUUAAGCUUGUUUUCCAACUAAACAGGUACUUCAUCAUAACACAGGAGCUGCUUAUCUGAUAACAAGUGCUGUUAUCAUCAUUGAAAGAAUUACUAUGAAUAGUUUUUUCAGGGUACCACUCUAAUCAGAAUCCGAUAAGUCAACGAAAUAAAAUAUCUGCAUACCUGCUAAUUGUACGGCAUUAUGUAUUUGAAGACAUCACUCAAAGUAACACUGUAACUUUUGAAUGUAGAAAUUACAAAUGUUCCCUCUCAAAUAAAAAGUUGAAUUCAUAUUAAAUGAAAUGCACAACUGUUCAAUACACACAGGGUAGCUUAUGGUGGCUUAUGUUGGCAAACUAAUGUUCUCGAAGUACUUGCUACUGUUAGCUUACGUUUUAGCAUCUUUUCAUAUUCCAUAAUGGUCACUUGUGUGUUGACCAGUCAGUGGCAAUCCAAGCAAACUAGAUAAUAAUUGCUAUAUAACUGUGAAGAUGACUAGUUUCUUUUCUUGCGGCUGUUGCGCUAUAUUUUAGCUUUUUUUUUUUUAAUCCCAAAUGUAAAAAGUAAAAGUAAACACUGUACCUCGCCAGAAAUGAUUGGACAUGUAAUGUGCCAUUGUCCUGUAAUUGCCACUUGUGGCCACAGAGGCCGCUGUCACAAAGUCUCACCUAGUCUCACUUUAGUGAUCUGUUGCGUUACCUGAAGCUUUUUGGCAGCAACCAAACGGCUGUAUAAUGUUUACACUCAUCUUUAGGCUCAUGAUAAUUGUUAAAUGUCCUCUUAACAUAAGCAGCCUUGUGUUUUAGAAUAAAAGUCAGCAGACCUGUU
Sander lucioperca (pikeperch) is the source of this 2550-nucleotide messenger RNA. Its product is annotated as WD repeat, SAM and U-box domain-containing protein 1-like. The record is from RefSeq and is a predicted model, not a curated record. The transcript is spliced from 11 exons. The coding region runs from base 287 to 1729 and encodes 480 amino acids. Gene Ontology annotation, molecular function: ubiquitin-protein transferase activity; protein binding. Gene Ontology annotation, biological process: protein ubiquitination. NCBI's taxonomy places the organism in Eukaryota, Metazoa, Chordata, Actinopteri, Perciformes, Percidae.